AUGACAUCAACGGGGAAAGAAGGCAGCGGAGCUCAACAUGCACAAUAUGUUGGACCCUAUCGCUUGGAGAAAACCUUGGGCAAAGGACAGACAGGGCUUGUGAAGUUGGGGGUUCACUGUGUAACAUGUCAAAAGGUCGCGAUAAAAAUUGUCAACAGGGAGAAGCUCAGCGAGUCGGUGCUAAUGAAGGUGGAGCGGGAAAUAGCCAUCCUGAAGUUGAUAGAACACCCCCACGUUUUAAAGCUGCAUGACGUUUAUGAAAAUAAAAAAUAUUUGUAUUUGGUGCUAGAACAUGUGUCAGGUGGGGAGCUCUUCGACUAUCUCGUAAAAAAGGGAAGAUUAACGCCAAAAGAAGCCAGGAAGUUCUUCCGACAAAUCAUCUCUGCUUUAGACUUCUGCCAUAGUCAUUCAAUAUGCCACAGGGAUUUAAAACCAGAAAACCUACUGCUGGAUGAAAAGAACAACAUCCGGAUAGCAGACUUUGGAAUGGCAUCACUGCAGGUCGGGGACAGCUUGUUAGAAACCAGCUGUGGGUCGCCACAUUAUGCCUGCCCUGAAGUGAUCCGGGGAGAAAAAUACGAUGGGAGGAAAGCGGAUGUCUGGAGCUGUGGAGUCAUUUUAUUUGCAUUGUUAGUGGGUGCCCUGCCAUUUGACGACGACAACUUGCGGCAGCUGUUGGAGAAGGUGAAGCGGGGUGUGUUCCACAUGCCACAUUUCAUCCCUCCGGACUGUCAGAACCUCUUGCGGGGGAUGAUUGAAGUGGACGCCUCGAAACGUCUCACGCUAGAACACAUUCAGAAACACAUAUGGUAUAUAGGAGGUAAGAAUGAACCAGAACCGGAACAACCAAUUCCUCGAAAGGUGCAGAUUCGUUCUCUCCCUUCCCUGGAGGACAUUGAUCCAGACGUGUUAGACAGCAUGCACUCGUUAGGCUGCUUCCGUGACCGAAAUAAACUCUUACAGGACCUGUUGUCGGAAGAAGAAAACCAAGAGAAAAUGAUUUAUUUUCUUCUCCUUGAUCGGAAAGAGAGGUAUCCCAGUCAUGAGGAUGAGGACCUACCCCCUCGGAAUGAAAUAGAUCCCCCCAGGAAGCGUGUGGACUCCCCAAUGCUGAACCGGCAUGGGAAGCGGCGGCCAGAAAGGAAGUCGAUGGAGGUUCUCAGCGUGACAGAUGGCGGUUCGCCAGUCCCAGCUCGCAGAGCUAUUGAAAUGGCACAGCAUGGACAGAGGUCUCGGUCGAUCAGCGGAGCUUCAUCUGGUCUCUCCACCAGCCCCCUCAGCAGUCCAAGGGUCACCCCUCACCCCUCUCCAAGGGGAAGUCCCCUCCCUACCCCCAAGGGGACACCCGUCCAUACGCCAAAGGAGAGCCCAGCAGGCACACCCAACCCAACGCCACCAUCCAGCCCCAGCAUUGGAGGAAUGCCCUGGAGGACACGGCUCAACUCAAUCAAGAACAGCUUCCUGGGGUCUCCUCGAUUCCAUCGCCGGAAAUUGCAAGUACCUACACCAGAGGAGAUGUCCAAUUUAACCCCGGAAUCUUCCCCAGAGCUUGCCAAAAAAUCCUGGUUUGGUAACUUUAUCAACCUGGAGAAAGAAGAACAGAUCUUUGUGGUCAUUAAAGAUAAACCACUAAGCUCCAUCAAGGCUGACAUUGUGCACGCUUUCCUUUCGAUUCCCAGCCUCAGUCACAGCGUCAUCUCACAGACAAGUUUCCGUGCAGAGUACAAGUCCACGGGGGGUCCCGCUGUCUUCCAGAAGCCAGUGAAGUUCCAGGUGGACAUAACAUACACAGAAGGGGGCGAGGCACAGAAGGAGAAUGGGAUCUACUCAGUCACUUUCACGCUCUUAUCAGGUCCAAGCCGUCGCUUCAAGAGGGUAGUAGAAACCAUUCAGGCACAGUUGCUAAGCACACAUGACCAGCCUUCAGUGCAGCAGUUAUCAGACACCACUAACUGUGUGGAGUUGAUGACUGGCAGACUUUCCAAAUGUGGCAGCCCAUUGAGUAACUUCUUUGACGUAAUUAAACAACUUUUUUCAGACGAGAAGAACGGGCAGGUGAGCCAUCCCCCCGGCACGCCAACCAAGCAUAGCGCAAACAGCAAGCGGAGCGAUUCCGAUGCUAAUGACUAUGGGUCUAGAGGAGACAAUAAGUACCCCGCUGGCAAAGACAAGUCAAAGAUGGUCUCAUCAGUCGGCCUACAAGACCAACCUUAAAUAAAUACCUUUAAAAAAAUUAAAUAACUUAAAAAACAAAAAGCAAGAAAAAAUCAAAGAAUAUUCCUUAGCAAGCUAGCCUCUAAACUAGAAGGAUGUAUAUACCUUUCCACAACAGUACAAAACUGUCUAUAGACAAAUUUUGUAAGAAGGAAUGACUGUAUAUAUAUACAUAUAUAUAUUUAUAUAUGAUAUAUAAUAUAUAUCUCAGAAACAAACACACACAAAAAGAAAGAAAGAAAAAGAAAGAAAGACAAGGUAGCACAGAUGACAAAACCCAGUUCACCAGAUCUUGGGUUGUGGCUUUUUUGGUUUUGGUUUUUUGUUUUGACAUCUCCCUGUAUUUUGAUUAUUAUUUUUAUUUUUUCCCCUCCUGAUGUUUUGUUGGGUUUUUUAAAUUAUUAUUUUUGUUUCUUGUUCUGUUCUUGCUCUCUCUGUUUCUGACGACACCACUUGUUUCCGCUCUGCUACCAGGAAUUAUCCCGAAAAGUUAACAUGUCAGCCACGGCUUCACCUUCUGUGCUCUGCGGACACUUGUUGACGGAAGGAAACCGAUGUAGACUGUCCAAGGACCAGUCCUGUUUGAGGUUCCCAGCCUCCCCCUCUGCCCCCAGGAAAUGGGUUUCUCCCCCACCUCCUCCCAAACACCUCCCCAACACACACUUUUUCUCUUUUUCUUUUUGGUGCUCCACGAGGGAGAUCUGCUCAGUAAUGGGAUUGCACAACCUGGGCUGGAAGCAGGUUGCAAUUGUUGGAGCGACACCAUUGUCCUUGACAACAUUCGUCUGUGCAGGUGAACUCAGACUGGCAGGGGGAGGGGGACAAGAAACAAGGGGAAAUGUAACAAUGAAACCAGGGAGCACUCUCAGCCAAAACCACCAAGGAGUGAGUAAAAGCAAAGCAUCGAACCAAGACAAUAUCGGGGAGUUUCACUGUGGGAUUUUCUCCAACUCCUUUUUCCUCCUUGUCCCCACCCUUUCCUUUUUCUUUUUUUUUUUAAUUGUGUUUGUUUUUUAUACUCUUAUCAUUUUGCUUUUCGACCUGCUGGAGGGGGAGGGAAUCCUCUCGUGGGGGUUGGGGGAAUGAACAAACACAAAAACAAACAAACAUUCAAACUUAGGGAAAAGGCAACAUACGGCAGCAAAAGAGGCGGGAAAGGAUUCUGCCUAGCUGAGAACAGUCUCUCUUGCCACCAACUGCCGUUGCCGCUGCUGCUGCUGCUCCUUCUUCAUCUUCCUCCCCACUCUUCAACUCCCGCCUACCACACUGCCGUGUUGGGACCUUCUUCCACCAUCUGGAUCCUCCAACACACCCUGCAUUUGGAUGCAAUUGUCGUGUCGCUCGUGCUGCAUCAAUAUCAGUAUUAUUAUUUAUUUGUUGGUUUUUAUUUAUUUAUUUAUUUGAUUUAUUGGGUUUUUCAACAAACAGAAGAAGAAGAAAAGAGGGUAAUUUUGGUUUUUUUCCAUGAGUGUGCAUGUGCAUACCACUGGCACUUCGUUCAUCUGAGUGAGACGAGGAGUCAGUGCUAUGGGCAAGUGAAUCACGAAGCUACUGUAAACUUUAAAAAUUACUGCAAGAUAUUUUUAUAAACCUUUUUUUUUUUUUGACGGGGCUGGUGGGUGGGAGCGGGUGGGCAAGGACUGUUUUUUGUGUUUAAGUUAUUAUUAGGUCUUGGUUAUUUAUAUAUACAUAUAUAUAUUUAAAAAAUUAAGCUGUUAGAUAUAUCUUCUGUUAAUUACUGUGUAGAGGCGACACUGAUUCCUAUUUAUUUUGGGGAGAGGGGGAAAAAAGGUAGAAAAAACCUUAAAUGGUCCUGUUGCGAACUUGACAUUUGUAUUUUAUUUUUUUGGUCUUUUUGCCCUGAGAGCUACACGACCAAGUGUAAUUUAUUCUGGCCCAAGUUCAAAGGUUAAAACAAACAAACACGGUUGUAAACGUCAAAGACAAAAAAUCACAAUGAGAAACACUUCUUUACUGAGGUUUUAAGAAUGUAGGGUUAGCAUUAGAGUGCACUUCUCUUAUGACCUUCAAUUGCUGUUUGUUGGGUUCCUCUGGGUGUAUGUUGUACUACAAGAAUUUUUAUUUUUUUUUUAAAUGAUAACAUUGGACAGUUUCUCUCUUUUUGUUGUUGUUGUUGUUGUUUACUUUGUCGCCCCCCCCCCCAUCCUUCGACCGGUUUCACUUGUACAUAGGUUUGAAAUUUAAAAAAAAAAUAAGUAAGGCACAAUUGGGAUGGUAACCUUUAACCCUUGAGCUUUCCUUGUCCCCCAAAUGGAAGAGAUUUAUUUUAUUUAUUUUUGGGUUGUUUUUAAUUUAUUAUUUUUUCCUAUUCUUAAAAUUGUAUUGCUGUGUGCAUGUCAGAUGCCGUGGGGGUGAUGGCUGGGGAUGGGGGGAGGCCAGGGUGCAAGAGGGGGGGCAGUUUUAAUUGCAUGACAUUGCUGUAAAUUAGUCUCUUUUGCUUUCGUUGUCUUUCCUGCCUCUGCCCUCUCUCUCUGCCCCUCCUCCAGGAUCUCCUGCAACCACCUCCAUCCUCUUUUCCCUCUUUUCUCUCUGUGUAUAGAUUUUUGAUGCUUCUGUUACAUUGUACCUCUACAAAAGGCUGGGAUUUCGAUACAAAAUAAUAAUAAUAAUUUACAAAAAAAAAAAACCUAUAUCAGCAAAACCCAUGCGGUACAAGCAGGAAGGGGAUUACUUACACAAGAUAUAAGAAUAAACGAAAGCAAUACCUCUUGUUAUCCUUCCGAUUUUGUACUUUAACGACACACAUGCGCGCACACACACACACACACUCACAGAAACCAACUGACAUUAUUUAACAGUUUAAAAUGGACAAAAAAUCUGAUGUAUCCCUUGUUAAAUAACUGUGAGCAACUUUAGUUCAAAAAACAAUAAAUUCAUUCAGUAAAGACACUA
Messenger RNA from Trachemys scripta elegans, 5127 nucleotides. RefSeq names its product BR serine/threonine kinase 2 (gene BRSK2). The coding region runs from base 1 to 2214 and encodes 737 amino acids. Gene Ontology annotation, cellular component: cytoplasm. The record is from RefSeq and is a predicted model, not a curated record. Gene Ontology annotation, molecular function: ATP binding; tau-protein kinase activity; protein serine/threonine kinase activity. Gene Ontology annotation, biological process: microtubule cytoskeleton organization; intracellular signal transduction; protein phosphorylation. Lineage: Eukaryota; Metazoa; Chordata; Testudines; Emydidae. The transcript is spliced from 20 exons.